This is a messenger RNA of Xenopus tropicalis (tropical clawed frog), 1173 nucleotides long. It is a transcript of the gene fam162a, whose product is annotated as family with sequence similarity 162 member A. Bases 273 to 746 code for a protein of 157 amino acids. The transcript has 5 exons. Gene Ontology annotation, cellular component: membrane. The record is from RefSeq and is a predicted model, not a curated record. NCBI's taxonomy places the organism in Eukaryota, Metazoa, Chordata, Amphibia, Anura, Pipidae.
CACAAGGAAAUACAGCUCGGAAAGCCAUCUCCCUGCACCGUGUUCUGCGCACUGUAACUGAGUGUAACUAUCAGAGGGGGCAGUACGGCCCUGACACGGACAGCUACAAUAAGCACCCCGGAAAUACAUUUGGCACGCACGUUGCGUUCCACGCAAUUACACAAUAUAUCCCGCCUCUGCAAGCGUAUUGGUUGUCUGCGGACGCGGGCGUGCCUAUAACAACACGUGACUCCGGGCCCGCUGACAGAGAGCGGCUGCCUCUUGCCUUGAGGAUGUGGGGAGCAGCGCUGAGGAGGAGCGGGCUGCGCUCAUUGGUCGAGCGAGUGACUGUGCUGAGAGGAGGCUCUGUGCCCACUCACAACCCUCUGCCAACACGGACGUUGGGGAUCCCGAGAUGGCUGUGCAGCAAACCCCAAGAGGUGAAGCCCAAAGAGCCUGGGGUUACAUUCAAGGUACCAGGACACAGACCCACCGACUUUGAAAAGAAGAUUCUGGUGUGGGGCGGUCGCUUUAAAAAACAAGAGGAUAUACCUGAACUUGUGACGUACGACAUGGUGGAGAUGGCUAAGAGCAAGGUGCGGGUGAAGGUCUCCUACCUCAUGAUCCUAAUGACCAUCCUGGGCUGCAUCGCCAUGGUGGUGUCUGGGAAGCAGGCGGCCGCUCGGCACGAGUCUCUGGCCAGUUUCAACCUGGAGAAGAAGGCGCGGUUGAAAGAUGAGUUGCAGAAGGAGGAGAUCGCCAAGUAGGAGUGACACGAGGAUCUGAUACCCCCGCACCGUGCCCCCCACACGUAGUCUGUAGAGGUUCUAGACAGUGGGUGCCCACCGCUCUCUGCCCUGUUGCUGAACUGCCCUCCUCGUCAUUGUGCUGCUGCCCAUCUGCCCUCGCCAGUCAUUGGUACCAGUAGUUCUAUUGCCAUGAUGUUUGGAUUGAGACUCGGUGUCUCCUACAUAUCUAGGGGCAGCAAUGGGUUAAUUAAAGGAGUUACUGCCUGCAGAUCCAUCUGUGUCUCAUUGUUCAGCCGGACCAACCGCAUCGGAAACAGCAUCGUUUAAUUGCAGUCUCGGUACCGGAUGUGGGAAUUGUAGCAAAUGCAGGUUCUGGGCCCAUAAUAAACGCUAAUGUUCCCUUUCCUCUUGUUCGUUUGGUGGAAAUAAAGGUUCUGCCCCAGUG